AUGCGGUCAGCCAAGCUGGAGCCCAACGUCAUCAGCUACGCUGGGAUUGGCGCGUGCAAGAAUGGCGUGCAGUGGCAGCUGACUCUGGCGCUGCUCAGCGAGAUGAGGUCAGCGAAGCUGGAGCCCAAUGUCAUCUUCAGCUACAGCGCUGGGAUCAGCGCGUGCGAGAAGAGCAAGCAGUGGCAGCGGGCGCUGGUGCUGCUGAGCGAGAUGUGGGAGGCGAAGCUGGAGCCCGACGUUAUCUCAGCUACAGCGCUGGGAUCAGUGCGUGCGAGAAGGGCGAGCACUGGCAGCUGGCUCUGGCGGUGCUGA
Prorocentrum cordatum is the source of this 312-nucleotide messenger RNA. The record is from the annotation of a GenBank genome assembly. NCBI's taxonomy places the organism in Eukaryota, Dinophyceae, Prorocentrales, Prorocentraceae.